AUCGGCAAGACAGGCGUAGGGAAAAGCAGUUUCAUAGAAGCACUAAGUGGAAAAGACAGUCACGGGCACGAAGCUGUGGUGUGCACGGGUACGAUUGACUACUUUAAAGUAAACCUUAACGGCCAAGCUAGUUGUAUCCUCGAUACACCGGGCUUCGAUGACAAUCGCCCUAAUAUGACCGACGAAGAAAUCAUGCGCCAGAUCUUCUACAAACUCUCCAAUACAUUUGAUGGAACCAAAUUGAUAAAGGGUCUGAUAUACAUGCACGACAUCAGCCAGACACGAAUUGGUGGCCUAGCCUCGCGACAUUUCCAGCUAUUUGAGAAGCUAUGCGGACACCAGAAUUAUGGACAGGUUGUGCUGGCCACGACGAAAUGGCUGAGGUCACCGAGCUGGGAUGAAGAGCAAAGAGAGUUGCAGCGCGAGAGCGAGCUUCGCAACAGGUACUGGAAAAACAUGAUAGAUCUUGGGUCGCAUGUCGAGCGCUGGGAUGGCACGGAAGCAAGCGCCCGGGGCAUCUUG
Messenger RNA from Aureobasidium namibiae CBS 147.97, 522 nucleotides. RefSeq lists its product as uncharacterized. Gene Ontology annotation, molecular function: GTP binding. The transcript has 3 exons. Lineage: Eukaryota; Fungi; Ascomycota; Dothideomycetes; Dothideales; Saccotheciaceae. The annotation marks the transcript as partial. The record is from RefSeq and is a predicted model, not a curated record.